GAAGACGUCUCCACACGGAGAUGGAGGUCCCAAGGAGGGAAGACUCGGUUGUUCUGGAGCCCAGGAAGCUAAAGGGCUGAGAGGGAGACGCAGAGCGAGUUUCCCCGACCCUUUCCCAUCCCAGACUUGGGGGCCUCUGGACCGCCACGGCUCCCCCGGGAGAAGAAAGGGCCGUGGGAAAGUAGUCUGUGCUUCUCUCCCGGGAGCUGGGGCCUGUGGCGAUUAGAUCGAGCGUCCGAGGGACUGUCGUCGCGCUCCUCGGCCUCGCGGGUAGCUUGUUUGCCCGGCCUGCUGGGAGCGAUCUGGCGCUGACAGCCCAGCUCUGACUCCGUGAACCGCUUUUGAGUUUCGGAAGAAAACCGAGUGGGUAUCACCGUUCGUCACACACACGCCCCCGGAGGCUGGAUCUGGGCAGCUGCCUAGCUUCUUGAGUUCAUAUUUCCCAACCAAGAAAACUUGAAAAUGAGUAGCCGGCGGAAACGUGCUCUUCCAGUGAGAGUCGAUGAGGAAAAGCAACAGCAGCUUCAUUGGAAUAUGCAUGAAGACAGAAGAAACGAACCUCUCACCCUAACUGACGAUGAGCACCCCUCCGCGGGUUCAGUUUUCUCUUCUGCUCACCGUAUCAUCCUAGAUGAUAGUCUAAAGGAAGAAGUGGCUCACAAAGAUAAGAAGAGGUGUUCCGAGGCAGUGAGCAUCUCAAAAUCAAUCGAUAAAGAAGAGACUGGUGGCAUUUUGUCCCCUUUCUCUGUAAAGCUGAAUAUCGUGAUUUCUCCCUAUCACUUCGAUAAUUCUUGGAAGGCAUUUCUGGGCGAAUUAACCCUUCAGCUUCUUCCCGAACAGAGUUUAAUUGAACAUUUUUCUGAAAGGAGUUUUACAUUGAUGAGUUCAGAGUCAAGCAGUCAUUUCCUGAUCUAUGUUAAUUCAGAAUGUGAAGAUGUAGAGAAACAAGAAAAAGGACUCAAUGAGCCGAUUAGUAUUUGUGAAAAGGGUAUUCGAGUGGAAUCAUCUUUCAGUGGUGAAAUGUUAGAAGAUUUGGGGUGGCUACAAAAGAAGAGAAGAAUAAAACUUUACCAAAAACCAGAAGGAAAUCACAUGAUCAAGGUUGGAAUUUAUCUUUUGGAAGGUGGCCUAGCAAAACUUGACUUUUUGAGUGAUGCAAAUUCAAGAAUGAAGAAGUUCAAUCAACUCAUGAAAAGAGUGAUGGAAAAGUUAUACAAUUUUGUUAUUCCAGAUGUGUUGGAAGAGGAUGAGGAAGAUUCAGAGAGUGAGCCAGAGGGACAGGACAUUGAUGAGCUCUACCAGUUUGUGAAGCAAACACACCAGCAAGAAACACAGUCCAUCCAAGUCGAUGUCCAGCAUCCUGCAUUGAUUCCUGUGUUGAGACCGUACCAGAGAGAGGCUGUCAAUUGGAUGCUACAACAAGAGCAUUUCAGAAGCACUCCUACUAGUGAAAAUGCCCUGCACUUCUUAUGGCGUGAGAUUGUUACAUCUGAGGGUUUGAAACUCUACUACAAUCCGUAUACAGGCUGCAUCAUCCGUGAUUACCCAAAUGCUGGGCCACAGUUGCUUGGUGGAAUCUUAGCAGAUGAGAUGGGUCUCGGAAAGACAGUGGAGGUUUUGGCUCUGAUUCUGACACAUACUCGGCAAGAUGUCAAACAAGAUGCUCUCACUCUUCCUGAGGGAAAAGUGGUGAAUUAUUUCAUUCCAUCACAUUAUUCUGGAGGAAAAGUAAAAAACACAGAAACCCAGAAUAUGGAAUUUGAACCAAAAGAAAAAGUUCAGUGCCCCCCUACACGUGUGAUGAUCCUGACAGCUGUGAAAGAAAUGAAUGGAAAAAAAGGAGUGUCCAUCCUUUCCAUCUAUAAGUAUGUCAGUUCUAUAUAUAGAUACGAUGUUCAGCGGAACAGGAGUCUUCUGAAACGGAUGCUGAAAUGUUUAAUUUUUGAAGGUCUUGUGAAACAGAUCAAAGGCCAUGGUUUUUCUGGAACUUUUACACUGGGGAAGAAUUACAAGGAAGAGGAUAUAUAUGAUAAAACAAAAAAGCAGGCAGUAGGGAGUCCAAGGAAAAUUCAGAAAGAAUCCAGAAAAUCAGGGAGCAAAGACACAGAUUCUGAAUACUUGCCCUCAAACACAUCUGAUGAUGAUGAUGAUGAUCCUUACUAUUAUUACUAUAAGGCUCGGAAAAAUCGGAGUAAAUUCAGGAAAAAGCCUGUUCCAUCCACGAAAAAGGGAAAAGGUCAGCCUAACAUCAAUCUUAAUUCACAAGAUCACUGUCCAGCUACCAGUGACUCUGGAAUUACUGAUGUUACCACAUCUAAAAGUACAUGUAUCUUUGAAGGAAAGCAAGAACAUGCAGCAGAGGACCAAGCUGAAUCUCUAAACUCUGCUGAUGGUGAUGUGCCUCAGUCUACGGUCAUGAGUCCCUGUAAUUCCUCUGAUUAUCGCUUUGAGUGCAUAUGUGGUGAACUUGACCAGGUAGACCGUAAACCUCGUGUUCAGUGCCUGAAAUGCCACCUGUGGCAACAUGCAAAAUGUGUGAAUUAUGAAGAGAAGAAUCUGAAGAUUAAACCUUUUUACUGCCCCCACUGCCUUGUUGCGAUGGAGCCAGUAUCAACCAGAGCAACUCUGAUCAUCUCGCCCAGUUCCAUCUGUCAUCAGUGGGUGGAUGAAAUCAACAGGCAUGUGAGGUCGUCAUCUCUUCGAGUCCUGGUAUACCAAGGAGUGAAGAAAGAUGGUUUUUUACAACCUCAUUUUUUGGCUGAACAGGAUAUAGUUAUCAUUACCUACGAUGUCCUUCGUUCAGAACUAAACUAUGUAGAUAUCCCACACAGCAAUAGUGAGGAUGGGCGUCGCUUACGGAACCAGAAGCGCUAUAUGGCCAUUCCCAGCCCCCUAGUAGCUGUGGAGUGGUGGAGGAUCUGCCUUGAUGAAGCCCAGAUGGUUGAAUGUCCUGCUGUAAAGGCUGCAGAAAUGGCUCAGCGCUUGAGUGGGAUUAAUCGCUGGUGCAUCAGUGGUACUCCAGUGCAGAGAGGACUGGAGGAUCUUUUUGGGUUGGUGGUCUUUCUUGGUAUUGAACCUUACUGUGUCAAACACUGGUGGGUUCGACUUCUUUAUCGCCCUUACUGCAAGAAGAAUCCUCAGCUCCUCUACAGCUUUAUUGCCAAGAUACUAUGGAGGUCUGCAAAGAAAGAUGUGAUUGACCAAAUCCAGAUACCCCCUCAGACAGAAGAAAUCCACUGGCUUCACUUUUCUCCAGUGGAAAGACAUUUCUAUCACCGUCAGCAUGAAGUGUGCUGCCAGGAUGCUGUAGUAAAACUCAGGAAGAUUUCUGACUGGGCGCUGAAGCUCAGCAGCCUGGACAGAAGGACUGUUACCUCCAUCCUGUAUCCAUUGCUGAGGCUCAGGCAGGCCUGCUGCCACCCACAGGCCGUUCGUGGGGAAUUCUUGCCACUCCAGAAAAGGUUUUAUUAUCAGUUUCCUUAUAUUGCAAUUGAUAAUAUAGUAGUGAUAGUGUUUAAGCUGUUAGCCCACAGUUUCAUUCAGGGUGUUAAAACAGAGUUGUCAGUUAUUUUUAGUAACGUGGUUUUUCUUUGUUCUUCAGGUGAGUAUGCCUUGGCAGCAGAGCUGUACAGGGAAGUGUUGCGUUCAUCUGAGGAACACAAAGGGAAACUCAAAACGGAUUCACUCCAAAGACUUCAUGCUACCCAUAACUUGAUGGAAUUGUUGGUAGCCAAGCACCCAGGAAUACCUCCUACCUUACGAGAUGGCAGACUUGAGGAAGAGGCCAAACAACUGCGAGAGCAUUAUAUGAGCAAGUGUAACACAGAAGUCGCUGAAGCACAGCAAGCUUUGCAGCCUGUGCAGCAGACCAUACGGGAGCUCCAGAGAAAGUUUUUUGAACAGUCUCAAGAUAAAACAUCAGGAGGCAUUAAUCCAGAACCUUGUCCAAUCUGUGCUCGGCAGCUGGGAAAACAGUGGGCAGUACUGACCUGUGGACACUGUUUCUGUAACGAGUGCAUUUCAAUUAUUAUUGAGCAGUACAGUGUGGGAUCUCAUAGAAGCUCCAUUAAGUGUGCCAUCUGCCGCCAGACCACAUCUCACAAAGAGAUCUCGUAUGUCUUCACCUCAGAGAAAGCCAGCCAGGAAGAAGACAUUCCUGUGAAGGGCAGCCAUUCUACAAAAGUGGAAGCUGUGGUCAGAACUCUGAUGAGAAUCCACCUUAGAGACCCAGGCGCUAAAGCACUCGUCUUCUCAACGUGGCAAGAUGUAUUAGAUAUUAUUUCAAAAGCCCUCACUGACAACAACAUGGAAUUUGCUCAGAUCAGUCGUGUUAAGACAUUUCAGGAGAACCUUUCAGCAUUUAAACAUGAUCCUCAAAUCAAUAUUCUGCUGCUGCCCCUGCACACUGGUUCUAAUGGAUUAACUAUCAUUGAAGCAACUCAUGUUCUCUUGGUGGAGCCCAUAUUGAACCCUGCCCAUGAGCUUCAGGCCAUUGGAAGGGUGCACCGAAUUGGACAAACAAAGUAAGGACUAAAAUUAGCAUCAGUUACAUUUGCUUCAAGUUUCUAAGAUACAAGUCGGUAUUUAAACUCUUCAUUUAUGUUCAUUAUAACCUAUU
Molecule: messenger RNA, 4618 nt
Organism: Leptonychotes weddellii (Weddell seal)
Lineage: Eukaryota; Metazoa; Chordata; Mammalia; Carnivora; Phocidae
Source: RefSeq, a predicted model, not a curated record